This is a messenger RNA of Marchantia polymorpha subsp. ruderalis, 1827 nucleotides long. Lineage: Eukaryota; Viridiplantae; Streptophyta; Marchantiopsida; Marchantiales; Marchantiaceae. The record is from the annotation of a GenBank genome assembly.
CAAACCGCAGCGGAGUUUGUGAGUAAUUGUUGGGAUCGAUGUAUCCUUAGAAACCAAACUACACCUUCACCUGCUGCUUCCGAUGGAUUCCCGCAAUCUUCUCCACUUGUUAAUGCCCAAUGCAUGUACCCUGGCCAGGAUAAAAUUGGUCUUAUGGGAGCAGAAGAGAAGUCGAUGGUAUUGAUUCAAGAUAUGAUCAGCCAAGAUUGCGCGUGCCCCGGACAUCUCUUGACCAGACUAAUCUAGGAUCCCGGGGAUGCUUCAUCUGUUCUAUUUUCUAUUCUCAGAAAUAGCAUGCGAGUGUCGGAACAAGUCAACAGAUGGGGAGAAGGAAGGUGUUUGAUACUCGUUCGGAUUGUCCAUGUAAAGCUAAAGCCAGGUUCCAUUUGCAGCAAAAGCGAUGCGCAUUUGUCAACUUCAGCCUUCAAUAGUUGGUGAUUCAACCCUAGAGAGCAACCUAUACGGCAAUAUUUCGGUUCACCAGCCAUAUUUUCCCGACAAUUCAAUCUUAAUAUUCGACCAUGGAUCAUCGUACGAGGGGCAGCGAGCAGCCAGGAGGAUGAAUUCUGAACAAGAGGCAUCUACUUCAGAGGCUACAUACAAACCUCUCCCUUUUGUGGAAGUUUGGUCACCAGAUGGCAGUGUUCGACGCUUUGCUGCUGGAACUAAGGCUCGCUUUGCUCUGGAAAGAAUCAACAGUAAAAUUGGUGAAUCCAACAUGAGGGUUGUUAUGAUAGAAUCGGUCAAAGCAGGGGAACAAACUGUUGAGUUUGGACCAGAUGCUGAACUUGUAUCAUAUGGCAAAGGUUGGAGGUUACGAGCUGUACCCGAUCAGAGCAAUUGCAAAGUUGGAUUGAACAAGCGAAUGAAAGAAAGGAGAUUCCCCCCUAUAGACAGAAAAAAACUUGUAAUUCUCCACAGAAGAAACAUGGUAAACUGGGACAAUACUGACUUGUCAUCCAAGUGGAGUUGGCCAACCGAAACGGACCACUUUCCUUCUCAAAAGCAGAUGAGAGAGCAAGUGUUUGUAGGAGCAAGUUUUGCUGAGAGAAACUCAAUUUUGAGGAAAAUAUAUGGUCCAUCUUCAUACACACCCCGUAGGAGCUAUUCUGGAGAGAAAUCCUAGAUUAUAUACCAUAAUUACUGUGACCAGGAUACUGCAACAUUUUGAAGAGAACAGAAAAUUAGAGAGGAAAGAAUGGGUAAGUGCAAUGUAUUAGAGAAGUAGUCCACCUCAGUCUGAAACUCGGAAUUUGUCCAUAAAACAAACAUAAUGGCAGAAGUUUGUGUUAGAAUAUAUGUACAUAAAAGCAUCAGUUCUGUAUUUCACCAUACUCCAAAGUCCAUGCUUGAGAAGGUUUGGAUAACGCGUACGCUUCUUUCAUCCUUCACAGAAUCAGGUCAAAUCGAAGUCAAAUAAGUGUAAAAAGUUUGGACUUCUUCUCGAACAGAUAUAUUGACCUCAAUUCUGUGAUCAGAAUCUUACGUAGGGAUUCACAAUGAACGCUCAUCCCAAAUGCGGAACGUGACAUCAUUCGAAGUGAAGUGCGAGACGCUUGAAAUAAAAUAACACGCGAUGGAAUGACACGUUCAUCACCAGAUCAUAUGACCUGUUCACUUAUACCAUGUAAACCACUGGUGACCCUCAUACACUGAGAAGAGAUGGUCUUCUAAAUAAACUAAUAGAUUUAUUUGAAGAAUUUGCAUCAGUACUUCAUGGAAAUAUUUAAGUGCGAGAAGCAUUCGUAGAUCUAAACGUGGGUUACGUGAGUUGACCAGCGCAUAUUACUCAAAAAUUUCUUUCCAAAGCGUGAUCUACAUAAACUC